Molecule: messenger RNA, 1921 nt
Organism: Exaiptasia diaphana
Lineage: Eukaryota; Metazoa; Cnidaria; Anthozoa; Actiniaria; Aiptasiidae
Product: transmembrane protein 165
Exons: 5
Coding region: 89-1051 (320 amino acids)
Biological process (GO): Golgi calcium ion homeostasis; calcium ion transmembrane transport; manganese ion transmembrane transport
Cellular component (GO): Golgi apparatus
Molecular function (GO): manganese ion transmembrane transporter activity; calcium ion transmembrane transporter activity
Source: RefSeq, a predicted model, not a curated record
GCUCACAUGAUUCCUGUGUAAAGUCUGACCUGGGAAAUGUAAAACRCAAAAAUUAUCAACAAAAAAGUUCGUUUUUUGUUAUUUUAUUAUGGCCAAGUGUUCUAGAUACAUGGCYCGAGUUCUCAGAGUAGUUGGCUUCGUGCUGUUUGUCCAAGUCGCCUUGUCUUGUGCCUCUAUACCUGACGAACAUGAUGGACUUCUUGGGAGAUUUCUUUUGGCUUCACAAGAAAAAGUUGAUGAGAUUGGUAAAGCUUCACUAGAUCCGUCCGUUUCUAGUGUUUUCCCUGUAGCUGAUAAAAAGGAUGAACGUCCGUCGAUAAAGGGUCAAAAUGAUGCAUCUGGCAAAGYAAACACAGGCUUCUUAUCUGCUUCCCUUGAUUUUGUACAUGGUUUUAUUGCAGCAAUUUCUGUGAUCAUAGUGUCUGAACUUGGAGACAAAACAUUCUUUAUAGCUGCAAUAAUGUCCAUGAGGCAUUCCAGAUUAGUUGUGUUCAGUGGUGCAAUGUUGGCACUUGGUCUAAUGACAAUCUUAUCUGCCGUUCUGGGUUACGCUACUACUGUGAUUCCAAGAAAAUAUACACUAUACAUAUCCAGUGCUCUUUUUCUGUUUUUYGGUCUAAAAAUGCUAAAGGAAGGCUUUGAAAUGGAUCCUAAUGAAGGGCAAGAAGAGCUUGAAGAGGUUCAAGCUGAAUUGAAGAAAAAAGAUGAAGAGCUAUCAGAAGAAGAAAAGAUAACCCAAGAUCCAGAGACUGGGAUAAUWAGAGGAGGAAAAAAGCACAGAUUUAUAUCACCAAUAUUCUUACAAGCAUUAACUUUGACAUUUUUAGCUGAGUGGGGUGACCGGUCACAACUGGCAACAAUAUUAUUAGGCUCUAGAGAGAAUGUUAUAGGAGUCAUCAUAGGGGGCACCAUUGGACAUGGGCUGUGUACUGGMCUUGCAGUUAUAGGAGGUAGAAUUAUUGCACAAAAAAUAUCUGUAAAAACAGUCACAAUACUAGGAGGAAUUGUAUUUUUAGUAUUUGCUGUAUCUGCAUUCUUAAUUGAUACCUGAAUUAUGAGAUUUUGAUAAUUAUACAAUAAUGUAAUAAUAUAUAAAUAGACGUGUAUUAUUAUAUAAUAUUUGCAGCUAUUUGCAAUGAUUCUCCUCCCAUGCGCAAUGUUUGAAUUUUCAUGUAUUUCAUCAAAGUGGCCUUAGAAAUUAUGGGAUACCAUUACUGUUAUUGAUAACUCAAUUUGAUAGAGUGCACGCCAAAAAGCAUGAAACAAUUCUUAACUAUCAACAUCUAAUAAGAUUUAGUUAUCAACUAACUAAGAAUUCACUGGRGCAUGAACACAAUGCCAGAAAGGAAACUUGUCUUUGUUUAUGCCUCACUAAAUUCUUAGUUAGUUGAUAACUAAAUCUUAUUAGAUGCUAAUUACUUAAGAAUUGUUUCAUGCUUAUGUGCCGUUCACUYUAUGUUUCAAAUAAGGCAGAGGGGAUACAAAUUAUUGCAAAUUACUGUACUGCAAAUGGAUAGAGUGGGAUGAUUACAUCUGUAUAUGCAUUGUAGCAUGUGGGGCAUUGAUGAUAAACAGUUAUCKCACAUCAAUAUGUUGUACAUUGUACUUGAUUAUAAAAAUCAUGUUUUAGAAAUGUUCAUUAUUAAAGUCAAAGCAGAGAAAAGCAAGAAUAGAAGCAUCAAUUGAAUUAAGCAAUUUAUUAUAUUUUUAUUCUGAAAUGUUUCAUCAAUGUUAAAAAAAUAGAAAUAAUGUUGUAAUGCCAUAAAAUGCAAAUGAGCUGAUUUAAAUUAGUGGACUAAUAAUAUUGGUAAAGAGGAGUUCUUUUGCCCUGGCAAUUGUUUUUGUAUAUAAAAUUGGUUACUACACAUAUUGUAUAAAUGUACUUCUAUCUGUCAUUAAAGUAAAAGUGAUGUCAAAAAGG